This is a messenger RNA of Lolium perenne, 3526 nucleotides long. Its product is annotated as protein argonaute 1D-like. Gene Ontology annotation, molecular function: protein binding; RNA binding. The record is from RefSeq and is a predicted model, not a curated record. NCBI's taxonomy places the organism in Eukaryota, Viridiplantae, Streptophyta, Magnoliopsida, Poales, Poaceae.
UAAAGUAAAUACCGUAAUAAUAAAAAAACAAUCAACCAACAAUUGCAAACAACAGGAAAUGGAAUAGGCUGCUUUAGUGCACAGCGUGUGUGAGACUAAGUGUGAGUGAGCCACUGCUCUGCUUGCCACUGCUGCUGCAUCACACCCACAGCCAGCUCCAUUCUCUUCUCUCCUCAAGAACUCGACAGAGCAGGGAGAGAGAAAGUCUUGCAGUUGCAGAGCCGAAUCGAUCUCCCAUCUCUGUCCAAGCUGAUCGACCAUGGGAUCGACGAGGCCACGGCUGCCCGGGUUCGGCGAGGACAAUAAUGGUGGGAGAGGGGGUCAGGGAAGAGGCGGGCGUCCUGGCCGGGCCGGCUUUCAGUACCAGCAAGGCGGCCGUGUGGCAGGCUCCUACCACCACCAUGGGCCUCGCGGCGCGACGCAGCACUGGCGUCCAACCGGCCCUGCUCCAGUGCAGCCGCCGCAGCACCGCGACGGUGGCGGCGGGGACGGCCCGUCUGCGACGAUAUCUGCUGAGGUGUGCCAAGCAAUGGACGAUGAUGACGCUCCACGCGAUCCCGUCGACGUCUCGGCCUCUCCGGAGACAGGGUCUCCGGAGGCUCUCGAGGUGGUCACCCGGCAGCUUGAGGCCCUGUCCAUGGAGGGCGGUGAGAAGAGCGCGGUUGUCUUCCAGCCGAUCCCGCUGCCCAGCUGCUCGUACAAGUUCCCUCGCCGCCCGGGGAACGGGAGGGUCGGCACCAAGUGCCUGGUGAAGGCGAACCAUUUCCUCGCCGAGCUGCCGGACAAGGAUCUUCACCAGUACGACGUUUCCAUCACCCCAGAGAUCACCUCACGGGUUGUCGGCCGCGCCGUGAUGGAAGAGCUGGUGAAGCUGCACAAGGUGUCCUACUUGGGAGGUCGGCUUCCGGCCUACGAUGGCAGGAAGAGUAUGUACACUGCUGGUGCGCUGCCUUUUACUUCCAAAGAGUUUCACAUCACUUUGCUCGACGAAGAUGAUGGCUCCGGUUUGGAGAGGCGUGAGAGAACUUUUAAGGUGGUGAUUAGGUUUGCGGCGAAGGCCGAUCUUCAUCGGCUUGAGCAGUAUAUAGCUGGGAGGCAGGGAGAGGCUCCCCAAGAGGCCUUGCAAGUUCUUGACAUCGUCCUGCGUGAGCUGCCAACAGCUAGGUACGAACCAUAUGGCCGAUCCUUCUUCUCACCUGACCUGGGAAGGAGGCGAUCCCUUGGCGACGGAAUAGAAAGCUGGCGCGGGUUUUAUCAGACCAUUCGUCCUACUCAGAUGGGUUUGUCACUGAAUAUUGAUAUGUCAGCUACAUCUUUCUUCGAGCCUCUGCCUGUCAUUGAUUUUGUUUCUCAGCUUUUAAACACUGACAUCCGCUCGAGGUCCCUCUCAGAUGCUGAACGUGUCAAGAUCAAGAAGGCCUUAAAAGGUGUGAAGGUGGAAGUUACUCACCGUGGCAACAUACGGCGGAAGUAUCGGAUAUCUGGUUUAACAUCCGAGGCAACUCGGGAGCUAAGUUUUCCCGUUGAUCAAGGGGACACAGUGAAGUCUGUUGUCCAAUACUUUCAGGAGACAUAUGGCUACACCAUCCAGCACACCUACCUUCCCUGUCUGCAAGUCGGUAAUCAGCAGCGUCCAAAUUACCUCCCCAUGGAGGCCUGCAAAAUAGUGGCGGGACAGAGGUACUCCAAGAGACUCAACCAAGGUCAGAUAAGAGCUCUUCUAGAGGAGACAUGUCAGCGCCCACAUGAUCGAGAGCGGGACCUAAUUCAGAUUGUAAAUCACAACUCUUACCAUGAUGAUCCUUAUGCAAAAGAGUUUGGCAUCACGAUCAGUGAGCGUCUGGCAUCGGUUGAGGCACGGGUUUUGCCUACUCCUCGGCUUAAGUACAGUGAGGCUGGUAGAGAGAAGGAUUGCUUGCCUAGAGUUGGCCAAUGGAAUAUGAUGAACAAGAAAUUGGUAAAUGGUGGUAGAAUCCGGAGCUGGAUGUGUGUCAAUUUCGCUCGAAAUGUGCAAGACAGUGUUGCUACAGGAUUCUGUCGUGAACUUGCCCGCAUGUGCCAAGCCUCAGGAAUGGAAUUUGCUUUGGAGCCUGUUCUUCCAGCUAUAUAUGUGCGUCCUGAUCAAGUGGAGCGAGCUUUGAAAGCUAGGUUCCAUGAUGCACUGAACAUACUUGGACUACAGCGCAAGGAGCUCGAUUUACUUAUUGGAAUACUUCCUGAUAACAAUGGCUCGCUUUAUGGUGACUUGAAGCGUGUCUGCGAAAUCGACCUUGGGCUGAUUUCCCAGUGCUGUUUAACAAAGCAAGUGUUUAAAAUGAACAAACAGAUCCUGGCAAACCUUGCUCUGAAGAUAAACGUCAAGGUCGGGGGAAGGAACACUGUCCUGGCUGAUGCAGUGUCAAGGUGCAUCCCUUUGCUUACUGACAAGCCAACGAUCAUAUUCGGCGCUGAUGUCACCCAUCCCCAUCCUGGUGAAGACAGCAGCCCUUCCAUUUCUGCAGUUGUGGCCUCCCAAGAUUGGCCUGAGGUGACUAAGUAUGCUGGCCUAGUCUCUGCUCAAUCUCACAGGCAAGAAUUGAUAGAUGAUCUGUACAAUGUCACUCAUGAUCCUCAGAGAGGAACCAUCCAUGGUGGCAUGAUCAGGGAGCUUCUUAUCUCCUUCAAAAGAUGUACUGGAGAAAAGCCUCAGAGAAUAUUGUUCUAUAGAGAUGGUGUCAGCGAAGGCCAGUUCUACCAAGUUCUACUGCAUGAGCUUGAUGCCAUCCGAAAGGCAUGCGCGUCGCUGGAGGCCAACUACCAGCCGCAGGUUACUUUCAUCGUGGUUCAGAAGCGCCACCACACCAGACUGUUUCCGCACAACCACAAUGACCAGAGCUCCGUCGACAGGAGCGGCAACAUCCUCCCCGGCACUGUUGUAGACUCCAAGAUCUGCCAUCCUACAGAGUUUGAUUUCUUCCUGUGCAGCCAUGCCGGCAUCAAGGGCACGAGCCGCCCCGCGCAUUACCAUGUCCUGUGGGAUGAGAACAACUUCAGUGCCGAUGCACUGCAGAGCCUCACCAACAACCUCUGCUACACUUACGCGAGGUGCACGCGGUCGGUAUCGAUCGUUCCUCCGGCAUACUACGCUCACCUGGCCGCCUUCCGCGCCCGGUUCUACAUGGAGCCGGACAGCUCCGACAGCGGCUCCAUCGCGAGCACGCGCCAGGCCGGCUCCUCGACGUCCCGCAGCACCCGGGCCCCCGGCGGUGGGGUCGUGAGGCCCCUCCCUGCGCUCAAGGACAGCGUGAAGAGGGUCAUGUUCUACUGCUGAUGCUGCCCUAAAAUCAUCUACUGCUGAUGGGUCCAGUCAACUAGUCAAAGAGCUAGAAAAUUAGCAAGUUAAAUGUACGAGCUUAUAUCAUAAAACUACAGAAAUCAUCAUAUCAAGUUCAAAAAAAUACUUCAGUAGUUCAGUUACAGAAGUACAUAGUAUCUUAUAUGAAUUCGGUUGGCAGUACGAAAUUGUUAUUCUUUAAGCAUCAAUAAA